UCACUCGCAGCCAGCCAGCCAGCUGUAGCGUUGCAGAAUGGUCCUCGUUGCAGAAGUGUCUAACCAAUCAGAUUGUCUCUUGUAUCUCCCAUACCGUCCAUCCAAUCAAAGUGCCUUGUGAUCGUGUCUUGUACCUCGUGGAGAUCGUGCCAAGGGGAGAUCGUUCAUAGGGUCGUGUUGGAAUUGUUAACUUGGUGAAUCACUUUUUCAGCAUUUACCCUUUAUUCAAGGCUGGAAUGGCGGAAGAACCAGGAGACAUACAAGGUGAAAAUGAGAGUUUCUGUCUGUCCUCAAAAAGUGGGUAUGCAAAGGUUGCUGCUACUGUCUUACAGCUCUUUGACUGCUACUCGUCUUAUAGAGACGACAUCCCCACUGAUGAGGUGGAAUGCCUGAAACUGUUUUUUCAUGCCAACAAGAGGCGGUUCUUUGAUGGGCGAUGCACUCAACGGCCAAUAUUUCUGUUGUCUGUGAGCUCUGGCAUCCUCGACUUGGAUCCUAAUGGCCUUCCAAUCCUAUUGAUCCAAGCAUACUCCAGCAAGAAAGUUGUCUCUGUAAAGCAAGUUGUCUAUGCUGAGCUGCUAGAAUCCACUCUGCAAUCCCUCCAUGCAAUUAAAGGAGUCCAUGGUGUCUCAACAUGCCUUCCUGGUGGAGUAAAUGCCUUGAGUCGCCUUUUCAGUAAGAGUUUUUUUUAUAAAGGCUCUUUCAACGAAAUACGAAAAUUUGUGUCUUGCUGUCAGUCUUGUCAAGUCAACAACCCCUUGCCUAUGACAUCCAAAAAGCCCCCUAAAGCAAUACGGACUUUUCGUCCCCACCAACGUCUACAAUGCGACCUGAUAGACAUGGCACCAAAAAAGUCAAGGGGUUUUAUGGCCAUCAACCAGUGGAACUACCGCUACAUCCUCACUGUUAAGUGUUGUUUUAGCAAGUUCUGCUGGAUCUUCCCAACCGUUGGAAAAUCAGCAGAGGAGAUAACCUCUAUCUUAAGACCCCUUUUUGUUAAGGAGGGUCCCCCUGCUAUUCUCCAAAGUGACAACGGCGGUGAAUUUGUGGGAGAUGUGGUCAAAGUCCUUGCAUCACACUUCAAUGUCCAUCUUGUGCAUGGUAGACCACACCACCCUCAGUCUCAAGGUCAAGUAGAAAACUUGAACAAGCAGGUGAAAAGGUACCUCGCUAGGUUUCUACAGCCCCUACCAAGAGACGAGCAAGGUGCUGUCUGGCCUCUUCUCCUUAGUGGAGUAGCUGAUUUGUUAAACAAAAGCUGGCACUCCACUAUAAAUGACACACCAUUCAGGGUAUACAAGAACAGAGAGCCCUCCCAUCUAGUCCCCGAAGAUUCUGAAUGGUUGGCUGGCGCUGAUGAAGAAUGUUCUGAUGACUACGUGUUUAAUGAAAAUGACUUUUCUGAACUCGAAGCUUCACAGAACAUGAAUGUUUCAAACAUAGAUGGUCUUUGUAAAGAUGUGUCAUCACUGACUUCGGAAUCCAUCAUUGCCUCUUCCCUUGGUGUUGCUGUUGGUCCUUUCUUUAAUAUCAGGAAAGAAAGUCUAGAGUGUGAUGCAGCCCCCUCUCCCUCUUGCUCAUCUUUUGGUGAUAUUGAAAGCUAUGGCAUCUCUGAGCUUUCCCUAAAUGAAUGUCUUGGUUGCUUUGCCAGUGAUUGCAAGAUCGCCAAGUUUGAUGUGUUGGAAGCGACUGAGCACACCAUCCAUAGGAAUGUCCAACGCUCACUGAAGAAUGUGAACAAGCCACCCCUCUCUAAUAAGCCACCCUUCUCUAAUAAGCCACCCUCUCUAAUAAGCCACCCCUCUCUAAUAAGCCACCACUUUCUAAUAAGCCACCCCUCUCUAAUAAAAGUCACCUCUCUCUAAAAGCCACACCUCUCUAAUAAGUCACCCCUCUCUAAUAAGCCAGCCCCUCUAAAAGCCACCCCUCUCUAUAAUAAGUCACCCCUCUCUAAUAUGCCACCCCUCUCUAAUAAGCCACCCCUCUCUAAUAAGCAACCCCCUUUAAUGAGCCACACCUCUCUAAUAAGCCACCCCUCUCUAAAAGCCACUCCUCACUAAUAGGUCAACCCUCUCUUAUAAGCCAUCCCUCUCUAAAAGCCACUCCUCACUAAUAGGUCAACCCUCUCUAAUGAGCCAGCCCUCUCUAAUAAGCCACCCCUCUCAUAAGCCACUAUAUAAAUCACUAUAUUCCCCAAGUGAUAUGUUUGGAGUUGAUAUCCAAUUUUACACGUGUAAAAUUAGAUACAAUUGGAUUGAUUUUUUAAGGAAUAAUCGGAAUCGGACAGCAAUGUAAAACUUGGGCAGACAAACGAAAUGUCAUACAAAUAAGAAAAAGACCAUUACGUUCCCAAGAUUUUAAAUAAAACGAGUCACAGUCACAUUAUAAACUGUAUUUUAUUUCUUUUGUAAACAAUGUUUGUUUUAAAAUCAGCAAAUCCCAAACUCAUAAAUAUACAAUUAGAUGCAAAUGUUCGAAAUGAAAUUAAGCGGGUCAAGGGGGGAGGAUGUGUUUGUUUUUUUGGAUGGGCAGACAUCAGCAAAAAAAAAAAAAAAAAAAAAGAGACUGUAGCGGAUCUAUUAAAAAUUAUACUAAGAUUACUAAUCCUGGUAUUUGACAACAAAAUGACCGUGAAUUGCACAAUUUUUAAAUUAGCUAGAAAAAGGGCGAUACGUCCCGACUAAUCGGAUGAUGCGGCAAAAAAGAAGCGAUUUCCAGCGUAUAAGUUCUUCCAAAAUUUCAAAAUGUAUUGGUGCAGAUUUGACAAUUCAUAGCUUCAUCAUCCUUUUCAUCAUCGUUUUCAAACUGUCCAGGCUUCGUGCAAUAAAGUCGAAAAUAAAAAUAGCCGACAUAGAUGACACGCCGCAGAUGCUUUUUCUUAGUAAGCAUUUUGUAACUUCCCUUGUCUUAGCUAUAACAUAAGAUAUGACCUUUUAAAGAUCUUCCAAGCCUUGUGCUCUGCUUGAACAGGUAUUUCAUAGUGAAAUAUUGCACUAGUGAAGAUCUCAAAACUUGCUGACAUUUGUUACGUUUGCUGACAUUUGUUACAUUUGCUGAUAUUUGUUACAUGAAAAUAGACAUAGCCAUACUCCACACCCCAAUGUCAUUUUGGAACGAGUUUGUCUUUCCUGAUCACACAUCAUAUUACGCUGCCGAAAUCUUUAAACGUGAUUAUAGUAAAAGAUUCGGUGGUAUAAAACUGACUAUUUUUUUUUUUCAAUAUUCCCAGUACGUGCUAAUGGUUUACAAAAAAGAUAUACCCGUAUUUUCGCCACAAGCGUCCAAAAUAGCUUAAUCCAAAAAAUAUAGGGUUAUAAACAUUUCGUUGUAUUGCUGUCUUUGUUGAAAUAACAUGCAGUUUCUAGCCGUGAGGCGACUCAAUAGUCUCUUAGCGCGUUCUUCCAGGAGCUUCAACAUUAUUCUUUAACAGUAUCUACUGCUCAUCCUACCUAAAUAAUAUGGAAUAUUGAAUAGUACGGUAACUACAGACCUGUGCCACAUUAUUCCAUGCUGAGGCCAGGAGGGAAUACACCUUUUCAUAGACUAGGUAAUUAGUUGUCGUAGAAGGCAGUUGAUAACAUUAACUGCUAUCCCUUAGAGUUUAGGGACCACGCCCUUUCUCUGCCGCAUAGGUGUCAAAACUUAUAUUGGCCACACGUAGGAUAGAAUUCUGCUAGGGAGACCCCUAUUCAUCCCCCCCUUAUGAGACAGGUUUGGCUUAUUAGAGGGGGAUGGCUCAACAGAGAGGGGUGACUUAUUAGAAAGGGAUGGCUUAUCAGAGAGGGAUGGCUUAUCAGAGAGGGCUGGUUUAUUAGAGAGGGGUGGCUUACUAGAGAGGGGUGGCUUAUUAGAGAUGGGUGAUUUAUUAGAGAGGGCUGGCUUAUUAAAGGGGUGACUUGUUAGAUAGUGAUUGCUUAUUAGAGGGGUGACUUAUUGGAGAGGACUGGCUUGUUUCAUAAGGUUGGCUUAAUAGAGAGGGUGGCUUAUUAAAUAAUGCACUCUAUGCAGCCUAACAGAAGGUGCACACUGGUAUGUAAAUAAUGUAAUACUAGAAAUUUUGCCAAGGGGUGGGUUAAUAGAGUCGUGGCUUGCUAGAAAGGGAAUGCUUAUCAGAGGGGCAGCUUAUGAGAGAGCUAUGUUUUUUUAAAGAUGGCUUAUUAAAGAGGGUUUGCAGAAAGGAAGGGCAGAUCAUUGAGAGUGGGGGGGGGGGCAUAUUAUAGAGGGGGGAUUAAAGGGCAGCAUAUUACAGUAGGGGAAUGUUGAUUUGGUUAGUGAACAGCUGCUUUAGGAAUAUGUUUCAUUGCCAUUCAGAGACAAUGGAGUCACCAAGAAACAUGUGAUUUAUUGAAAGAUUAUGCAAAUAAAUAGUUACAUAACUACAACAGAACAUUAUAAGCUAUGAUGUGACAAAGGUUGCUUCAGUAAUCAAAUUUGGAAAUCCAUCAUGCCUGCUGAAUAGAUGGACAAAGGUAGUAUAAGUCAAGUAUAACAUACAAGUGAAAAUCUCUUAGAGCUUGAAAUAUGUAAAACAUGUGAAUUCUUCAUGAUCUCGAUGUUAUUUGUGAACCAAUAAUCUGAAACUUAGGCUCACUGUCUUUAUAUGUGUCCUUAAUUCCAAUGGCACAGUUGAAUUCAAAACUGGACUACUUGCUUGGUGCCGCCAUUGAAUAACAAAAUUUGACACUGCCUGAAAUAAAUAAAAAGGGAAUUCCUCUGCAGUAUUUGGGCAAUAACCAACUGUGAUGUGUGGACAACUGCAGUGCAAUGACUUGGUCAGGAUGAGAUAAUCAAGGUGGUGAAGCCCCUGUGACAAAGAAAAAUCAUUGUAACCUUGUAUUACAUAUUACAAUUGAGUCAAGAGAACAUGUUGAAGAUGUUAGAAAUUCAUCUUAAAAACACUAUCUGGGCAAAUGAGGAAUAGCAAUGUCAGAUGAACGUAUAAGAAGUAGCCAAAGACAAAGUUAAAAAAAACAUGU
Molecule: messenger RNA, 4976 nt
Organism: Nematostella vectensis (starlet sea anemone)
Lineage: Eukaryota; Metazoa; Cnidaria; Anthozoa; Actiniaria; Edwardsiidae
Exons: 3
Coding region: 237-1865 (542 amino acids)
Biological process (GO): DNA integration
Molecular function (GO): nucleic acid binding
Source: RefSeq, a predicted model, not a curated record